UAUUGUAGUACUUUUCCUCUUACGUAGUGUGAGAAUACUUGUGAAUGUUAACAUAUUUGUUGGAUUCAUGAAGAGAAAUUAUUACCCAUGGAUAACCGUGGUUACCCGAAACCCAAACGGAUAUAGGCAUGGUUUUGAUUUUCUACCUGUUUCGCAUGUAGGUAUGGGUAUGAGCAAAUUCGAACUAAUUUAAAUAGGUAACGGAUAUGCAGUUGCCACCUCGACCCGACCCGACCCAUUGUAAUCCUGACUGGGAUGCUAAAACUUCCCUGUUUGUACUUCUGGUAGACAGGCCAAUAAUUUGGUUUCAUGUACUUGUGAGGCCCUGCUGUUUGCUUCAGCAGGCAUCAUUCAUUGCUGGAUCUGAUGUUUCAUUUCCAACCCAAAUUGUACGAGUGGAAAGGCAAAGCUCAUGUGACGAAUUUAUCUACGGUGGAAUCAGCUGUUCCUGAGGAAGUGAGUCCAAAGAUGAAGCUGUAAAAAUUGUGACGAAUUUUCUCGUCAAAGAUUUUGAAUUUACCUGAGAACAAACACAUGUAAAAACUGAUGUAUUGCAUAUGUAGUCGUGUGUGACGAAUCCAUGAUUCGGCCAGAUCCUAGUCCAAUGUUUGAGAUUCUUAUAGGAUUUUUAUAGAGAUAUAAAAUUAUUAGGAUGCAGCACGAGAGAGUUUACUAAAGAAGUAACCGGAUUUCUGGAGUGUUUUAAAAGGGAGCGGAUAGGGUACAAAACUCCCGUCUGUAAAGUUCAGUUGUAUUAGAGUUCGGGUUGAAACCCGCUUUACUGUUUUGAGGGUUAAGUUUGGUUUGGAUUUAGCCAUAUCCAACACAUGAAACCCGCUUUACUGUUUUUGUAUGGAUAAACUCGUUGAAUUGAAUUUCAAUUUGGCAGAACCCUAUCUAACCCGACCUAUUAUGAUCCUAUGCUAUGUAGUAUAAUAUCAAUUAUUACCGGUUCUCAAUAGGAGAUGCAAUAAAUAUGAUGGAAUAUAUAGUCUUUUUCUAAUCAAAUCACGAGUGCAGUAGAACUAACACACUUUACCAUAUAUCUCCAACCUUGACCCAAACAAACAAAUUGUUCAUGAGUUGACAUAAAAACAACCAUUCACAAAGGUAAUAUUCUAUGGCCCAUUACUGAUGGCUCCAUCCCAACUGCUCCAUUAACUACCAAUUAAUUCAUUUAAUUACUAAAUUCUAGCCAAUUCCUUGUUCCUAGUCCAUUACCAUUUCCUACACGGCUACACCAAUCUAUAGUGAUGCCAAUGGGGUGGGGCGGGGCAGGUACCUCAAUUUCCAUGCCCCGCCCUAUGCUACUACAGGUCGGGCGGGUAAAACCCGCGCGGGUACGGGGCGGGGCGGGUCGACCCACUUUUACAUGUUGUUCAAAAAAAUACAAGUAAAUUUUACUUUUUACAAUAAAACGUAGGGGAAAACACUUUAAGAAUGAAAAAUAUUGAUAAUAGAAUGGAUAAUUGAGCCUAACAAGUUGAAAGAUCGACUCUAACUAGUUGAAGAAAAGUCAAAAUAGGAGAAAUAUGUAUAGAUAUUGUAAGAAAUUGAGAUAAAAUGAGUCUAGAACGGGGCGGGGCAGGGCGGAUCGAAAGUAGAUACCCAUGCCCCGCCCCACGCUACUGCGGGUCGGCUAAUACUCGCCCCAUCACAGGUCAGAUCGGGUAAUACCCGCGGGCGGGUUGAAAUUGCCAUCACUACCAAUCUAUAUAUAAACAUUGUCUCUCUUUAUUCCUCAAAUCCCCGCCAUCUCAUUCUCAACAAUUCCUCCCCACAAAUGGUGAACACGGUGGUCGUCACCCAAACCAUCCUCCGAUGCCUCCUCCGCCUAACCACGGGGAUCCAGCCCAAACAAGUCGAGCUCGAGCCCGGCACGGUCAUCAACAUCUGGGCCCCACCAAGCCCACCAACCACCUUCAAACCGGCCCUCGUCCUCAUCCACGGCUUCGGCUUCAACGGCAUCCUGACGUGGCCUCUCCAAAUCCCAUCCUUCGCCAGCCGCUACUCCGUCUACGUCCCGGACCUCCUCUUCUUCGGCGGCUCCUCCACCGACCGGCCGGACCGGACGCCGGCUUUCCAGGCCGUGUGCCUCGGCAGGGCCCUGCGGCGGCUCGGCGUGGAGCGGUGCACGGUGGUCGGGUUCAGCUACGGCGGGGCGGUCGGGUUCAAGAUGGGCGAGUUGUUCCCCGGGAUGGUCGAGUCGCUGGUUCUGACCGGGUCGGUCAUGGAGUUCACGGAGUCGGUUAGCAGGAAUGGGCUGGGCCGGAUCGGGUUCGACACGUGGGAGGAGUACAUGAUGCCGGAUUCUGUGGAGGGGUUUAGGAGGUUGCUGGAGCAUGCUUGUUAUAGUCCGCCGUGGUUGCCUGAUCGGUUCGUUAAAGACGCUUUGAAGGUUCUGUUCGAGCACAGGAAGGAGAGGGCUCAACUUCUCGAUGCAAUGUUCAUCCCUGACGACGACGUUUCCAAAGUGGGCAGCUACUGCGCUCAGGAGAUUAACUUCAUAUGGGGAGAAGACGACAAACUCGUAGACAUUCAAGAGGGAUAUAACCGAAUUAAGCUACUGAAUGGGAAAGCAAUCUUGAAGCCGAUAAAGAAAGCAGGGCAUCUGGUUCAGAUCGAGAGGCCAUGUGUUUACAAUCGGAUCCUGAAAGAUUUGCUCCUUUCUUUGCAUACUGAAAGUUGAACAUUUGGAGGUUGACUGCAAAUUUUGUGUUCAUUAGUUCAUGCUAUUGACAGAACAAUAUUGGUACUGUUAUCGAUGAGAACAUAAUUAACAUGCUAAAAGAUUUCUUCUGUAUGCGUGAUUGAAGUGAAUUGUUGAUUAUAUUAUUUUCUACAAGUAGCUUUUCCUCGAUCAAUUUGAGCUCCUUAUAAGCUUGGACCACCUCUUCAUAUUAUAGUCUUCAUGCUGGACAUAUGACAUUUUUUUAUCUCUUAGGACAAUAGUUCAAAUAAUAUAGUGCGAAGUUUAUGAGCCGCCUUGUUAAUUUUGCCGGAAUUCUGCUAGUUUUAGCGGGAAAUAAAUGGGAUACUUCUGCAUAAAAUUGUAUUAACUUUUUUAGCUAUCAUUUGGAUUUCGAUAACAUUAUCCUAUUUUCCACACGAUGACAAAAGGUUUGGAUACAUAGGUACAUCUGAUAUUGUAUCUUUAGAGAGUUCAAAUAUCUUGUGCAACGGGCUCUGAGCUGACAAAUACAUCGCUAAACCAAGA
Linum trigynum is the source of this 3217-nucleotide messenger RNA. The record is from the annotation of a GenBank genome assembly. Lineage: Eukaryota; Viridiplantae; Streptophyta; Magnoliopsida; Malpighiales; Linaceae.